Messenger RNA from Acanthoscelides obtectus, 438 nucleotides. NCBI's taxonomy places the organism in Eukaryota, Metazoa, Arthropoda, Insecta, Coleoptera, Chrysomelidae. The record is from the annotation of a GenBank genome assembly.
AUGAUUGCGAUUCAAACCGUACCGUCUACAGAUGCUGUACGACCUGACGACCACGUAAAGCGACUUGAUUUUUCUUCUAACAUGCAGGAGGCAAUGGAAGACGACGAAUUUGCUAACUGUCUGGUAUUCAGCGACGAAGCGACAUUUGAUUCAAGUGGAAAGGUGAAUCGUCAUAACAUUCGGAUAUCGGGCACGGAAAAUCCUCAUAUGAUUGUGCAACAUGAAAGGGAUUCUCCAAAAUUGAAUGUCUUCUGUGCAAUAUCCAAAAAUAAAGUGUACGGGCCUUUUUUCUUUCAUGAAAAUACUGUGAACAGUUCAUCCUACCUAGAUAUGUUGCAUUUGUGGUUAUUUCCGCAACUAACAGAAGAUUCUACAACUUCAUAUUCCAACAAGAUGGAGCUCCGCCUCACUGGUAUCAUGAGGUGCGUCGGUAUUUAA